UCAGCGCUAGCCUUCCUGUCUGCCCGUGGCUAGAGGACGUUGGUGUCACACAGGACCGAGAGCUUGAUUUCUCCACCGAAUCACCUAAAAGAAACCACCAAAAGGAAGAAUGUUUUCCCGCGCAGUGAGACCCAGCGUCGGCCUGGCCCGCAGCCUGUCCACGUCCCCGCAGAGCCACGCCAAGGUGGCGGUGCUGGGGGCGUCCGGCGGCAUAGGCCAGCCGCUGUCGCUGCUGCUGAAGAACAGCCCGCUGGUGAGCAGGCUCUCCCUGUACGACAUCGCCCACACCCCGGGGGUGGCCGCCGACCUCAGCCACAUCGAGACCCGGGGCCACGUCACCGGCUACAUGGGCCCCGAGCAGCUGGACGCCGCCCUGAAGGGCUGCGAGGUGGUGGUGAUCCCCGCAGGGGUGCCCAGGAAGCCCGGCAUGACCCGGGACGACCUCUUCAACACCAACGCCACCAUCGUGGCCACCCUGGCCGACGCAUGCGCACGCAACUGCCCCGAGGCCAUGAUCUGCAUCAUCGCCAACCCCGUCAACUCCACCAUCCCCAUCACCUCGGAGAUGAUGAAGAAGCACGGCGUGUACAACCCCAACAAGGUGUUCGGGGUCACAACCUUGGACAUUGUGAGGGCCAACGCCUUCGUGGCAGAGCUGAAGGGGCUGGACCCGGCCCGGGUCAACGUGCCUGUGAUCGGGGGUCACGCGGGGAAGACCAUCAUCCCCCUCAUUUCCCAGUGCACACCUAAAGUGGAGUUCCCCGCGGAUCAGCUGGCCGCCCUGACCGGCAGGAUCCAGGAGGCCGGCACUGAGGUGGUGAAGGCCAAGGCGGGGGCGGGAUCCGCCACACUCUCCAUGGCGUACGCCGGCGCCCGCUUCACCUUCUCCGUCCUGGACGCCAUGAAUGGGAAGGAAGGGGUGGUGGAGUGCGCCUACGUCAGGUCCGAGGAGACGGAGUGCAAGUACUUCUCCACACCUCUUCUUCUGGGGAAGAACGGCAUUGAGAAGAACCUUGGGCUGGGCAAACUGACCGCCUUCGAGGAGAAGCUGGUGGCCGAUGCCAUCGGAGAACUGAAGGGGUCAAUCAAGAAGGGCGAGGAAUUUGCAGCUAAAAUGAAGUGAACAGGAGCUCGCUGCCGUUUCAGAAACCCAUAACUGUGUUGAUGGAUGAAUUGUUCUGUCUUAAAAUUAAAAAUGCAUCAGGGUCAUCUAAGAUCUGUCAGUGUUUCCUCUCAUUUUCUUUUUGUGGUUGUUAGGAUUAUCUAAUUUAACUUUACCUUUUCAAACAUGGCUUUAUCUCGUAUGUAUGAUUUGUGUACGUACAUGACUGUGACUUUUAUUCUUUUGCGAAUGUCAGACUUGAUCAAAAGUUCAUAUUUUCAUGUAGGGUCGGCAUUUGUGGAGAUGUCUCUGCUGAGUAAACUGGAAGGAAAUACUGUCAUGCCAGCUGAUGCACUUAAACUAGUGGUUGUUGAUGAGCUAAAAUGUUCAGUCCACCAAUAAACAGUUUUAGCUUUAAACAA
This is a messenger RNA of Cololabis saira (Pacific saury), 1524 nucleotides long. It is a transcript of the gene mdh2, whose product is annotated as malate dehydrogenase 2, NAD (mitochondrial). The transcript has a single exon. The record is from RefSeq and is a predicted model, not a curated record. Gene Ontology annotation, cellular component: cytoplasm; mitochondrion. Gene Ontology annotation, biological process: tricarboxylic acid cycle; malate metabolic process. Bases 110 to 1123 code for a protein of 337 amino acids. Gene Ontology annotation, molecular function: L-malate dehydrogenase (NAD+) activity. NCBI's taxonomy places the organism in Eukaryota, Metazoa, Chordata, Actinopteri, Beloniformes, Belonidae.